UUACCGUUCUAGUCCUUCAAUUCUUUGGUAACGCAUGAUUUUCGCGCUUUCUAUUCAACAUUUGUUUACAGAACUCUGAAAUUGUUUGCAAAACAUUUACUCUACGAUUUUCGUUGAAUAAACUAUACAGUAAUGCAGGCUUUCCUUAAAACCAGCAAAAAUGCAGGAUAUUCGAGCCAGCCAUACGAUGCUGAAGGAAGCGUAGAAAAGCGCAGCAAAGCACAUUCCGUUCCAUGGGUUGAGAAAUAUCGUCCCAAAACCGUUGAUGAUGUGGUCGAACAAGGAGAGGUCGUUGCGGUUCUCAGAGAAUGUUUAUCCACAGAUGAUCUGCCCAACUUAUUACUUUAUGGUCCGCCAGGAACUGGUAAAACGAGCACGAUCCUUGCUGCAGCUCGACAACUGUUUGGAGAUAUGUUUAAAGAUCGCAUCUUGGAGUUGAAUGCUUCCGAUGAUCGUGGAAUCAAUGUGAUAAGAAGCAAGGUUAAAACAUUUGCGCAGCUUUGUGCUAGCGGAACUAGAGUCGAUGGAAAGCCAUGUCCUCCAUUCAAGAUAGUCAUUCUAGACGAGGCCGACGCUAUGACACAUGCUGCUCAGGCAGCUUUGCGCAGAACCAUGGAGAAAGAAACCAAAACGACUCGAUUUUGCCUAGUCUGCAAUUACGUGUCGAGAAUUAUCGAACCGAUUACGUCUCGAUGUACGAAGUUUCGCUUCAAGCCUCUUGGCGAGGACAAAAUCAUAGCUCGUCUGCGGUUGAUCUGUGAGCAGGAAAAUGUCGACGUGGAGCCGCAAGCUUAUCAGGAUAUAAUGAAAAUUUCUGGAGGAGAUUUGCGACGUGCGAUUACCACGCUACAAUCUUGCCAUCGACUAAUGGGGAAAAACGCUAAGAUUGAAAGUACCGACAUUCUGGAAAUGUCCGGCGUAGUUCCACAGAAGUAUUUGGAAGAUUUUGUUUCCGUCUGUAAAUCUGCCAAUUAUAAUAAGUUGGAAGAAUAUGUUCAGAGUAUCACCCAUGAUGCAUACAGCGUAGGACAGUUGCUAGAACAGCUGACCGAAUUUAUUAUCAUGCACGAUGGACUAAGUAACAAGCAAAAGAGCAAAAUUUGUGAUAAAAUCGGAGAAUGUUGUUUCCGUCUACAAGGAGGCGGCUCGGAGUACAUCCAAAUCAUGGAUUUAGGAUGCGUAACAAUUCAAGCUCUUCAAAGCAACUAGCGAUCAAGUUAUGGUAAAUAAUGUGCUAAAAAUACACAUUCAUUAAUUAUUUGUUGAAUUUAAGUUUUCUUUCUGUUCAUCGAACCAACUCUUCACCCGAAAACGAUACAAUGAAAUUUAUUAAUUUUUCCCGGAGUCACUGGUUUUUUUUUCAUUCCUUUACAAAAGAAAAGCAUUUUUCGUUAAUAGAAUAGAGGUGAAUGAACUGCGAAGUUAAAAGCCUCUUAAAAACAAAGAAUCGAAUCGUCAAUAUAAACAACGUCAAAGUAA
Toxorhynchites rutilus septentrionalis is the source of this 1479-nucleotide messenger RNA. Its product is annotated as replication factor C subunit 4. Gene Ontology annotation, biological process: DNA repair; DNA-templated DNA replication. Gene Ontology annotation, cellular component: nucleus; DNA replication factor C complex. Lineage: Eukaryota; Metazoa; Arthropoda; Insecta; Diptera; Culicidae. The transcript has 3 exons. The coding region runs from base 133 to 1209 and encodes 358 amino acids. Gene Ontology annotation, molecular function: DNA binding; DNA clamp loader activity; ATP binding. The record is from RefSeq and is a predicted model, not a curated record.